Messenger RNA from Lecanosticta acicola, 2274 nucleotides. Lineage: Eukaryota; Fungi; Ascomycota; Dothideomycetes; Mycosphaerellales; Mycosphaerellaceae. The record is from the annotation of a GenBank genome assembly.
AUGGAUUUGGCCGGGAACAACGCAAAGAGCAUAGUUCGAUCGUGCAUCACCUGCGCCAAGGCUAAGGCAAAGUGUGUCAAGCAGCCUGGCGCCCAUAUCUGUGAACGGUGAGCAUGAGCCGUCAUGUAUCAAUGAUCAAUCUCGAUGAUCAAUACGUCUUGCCUUCGUCACUGACGACAAGCAGAUGUGCAAGAUUGAAGAAAGAGUGCCAUUCGAAAGAGCCUGUAUUGAGGCGGAAGAAGCCCGUCAAGCCAACGUAUGCUAUCAUUUCACGCCUCCCGCCCGUCACCUCAUGCCUUGAUGAGUACAGCGUCUUCGCACGUCGGAGUAUUAUCUCAACCGCAGCCACUGCUGAUUUUGCGUCAUCCGACUCGUUAUUGCCCUAUUCUUGGCCAAAAUUCUCGGCAAGACAAUAAUGGUCCGCUGUGGAAAGACGCUGUACUGUAGUACCUCUCGUGCCCUCUUGUGCGUGUUGGGACCACAUAACCUUCAAUCGCAUUGCAUCUCUUCUCCACAUCUCGAGCUCAAAGCUGACAUCACUUCAGCCGAACGGCCCAGCUUGAGAAGCUGGAGAACAGGAUCGAGGACCUCGUUAACGCGUUAUCAACCAGCGCUCAGGGCUAUCGCCCCAGCGAAGACGGGCAAUUGUCUCCUGCCGUCUCGGUGUCUCAGGCUGCCAGGCAUCAUGGCGAGAAUGGGAUGCCCAAUCGCACCACCGAGGUCUUGCAUAGUCUGUGUGGAGACGAAGAAUCACAAUCACGCUCGCCGCAGUUGCAAGCACCCUCCGCCACUGAACCUUCACCAAAGACGCCCAAAGUUGAAGAUACAGCCACAGGUGUGACCACAGAGGAAGCUGAGACGUUACUGGAUCGAUACAGACGACUUAUGGCAACGUGCAACCCUUUCGUGGUCCUUUCUGAUUCCGCGACGGUAGAGUCCAUGACCGAACAGAGGCCUAUCCUACUCCGGGCGAUUUGCACAGUUGCUCUGAUCCACGAUCUAAGUCGACAGCAGGCAAUGUUGAAAGAACUCCUCCGAGAUAUUGGUGUCAAAACCCUCAUGGAGAACGAAAAGUCGAUUGACAUCCUGCAAGGUAUCGUCGUCAUGGUUCUGUGGUUUUAUCCUCACAUCUUCUGGUGCCAGCAAACCACCAAUCUCCUCUACCUCGCCAUGGCCAUGGCAACCGACUUGGGCAUCGACCGACUAGGCGGCUACCUGGAUUUCAGGCAAACCUCCGUAAAGGCGAUGCAUCCCAAAUCUCAGCCAACGGCAGCACCAGCCAUGGAAGAGCGGCGAGUCCUCCUCGCUCUUUUCUUCACGACCUCCAUGCUCUCCGCUUCCUUCAAGAAGAUGUCGGCAAUGAACUUUACUCCCUACAUGGAAGAUUGUCUCACCGCUCUGGAGCAAGCACGAGAACACGAUAGCGACCUCUUCCUCGUGCAGAUGGUCCGAAUCCAGCGAGCAAUAGAGACCAUCCACACCACCGAAGUCACCUCAGCGCCCAUCAAAGCCCACACCAUAGCCUUCAAAUACGACAUCGAACGCUUGCGGAAUACCGAUCCAUGUCGAGACGAUAACCUUUUCCUUUGCAUGGAAUACCUUACCGCUGAGAUACUAAUCUGGGAACUCUCGCUCAACACUCUGAUGGAAGACAAAUCCCUGCAACUGGCGAACCACAUCGAAGACCUCUAUCGACUCGUCGCGGUAAUCAAGGCCUUCUUCGACAUGUACUUCACGAUCCCGCCUUCGGCCUAUCUUCUCCUGCCGUUCUCCAUAUAUGGUCAAUUUGCACACGCAUUCAUCUGCCUAACAAAGCUGGCGAGCCUAGAAGUCGAAGGCUGGGAUGUCAAAGUUCUCAACGAAGUAGUCAACUUCUCAGCCUGCGUCGAUGAAGCAGCACGGCGGUUCGACGAGACUCUACGUAUGGAAGUGGAUGGCAGACCGGUGCAAAAUGACGCCUUCUCAAGGUGGUCUGCACGUGUGAGAUGGAUGAAAUCGGUCUAUGAAGCAAAGUCCGCAGCACAGGAUAGCGAGGGUUGCACGACUUCGGGGUCACAGCAAGAGGACCGGCGGGAGGACACGCAUGCAGAACAACAACCGACGCAAGUUCAGCAGCACCAGCAGCCUAUACCACCGGACGACAUUUUAUCUGCGGAUAUCUUCACUUACUGGGACGACGCCCUCUGGCAGAAUUUCGCAAGUGAAUUCGAUGUAGGAGGAUUCGCCGCGAAUGGGGGCAUGGAUUUCCAGCCAACAGGAAUGCCCGCCGCCUAA